AACCCUGACUUAGCAAACCAAAACAGCACUCAAGUAAGAAACAGACAAGCAGAGUAGAGUAAUAUCAGAAUAUGAAGUGGGAGCAGGCACAUUUCAAUACUGCAAUUUAUAUAUAAUUCAAAGUCAGAGUAAUCCUGGGACUAGAUAACAAGCCUCCAGGUGGACGUGCCCCACCUGCCCUUCUCUUUCCUCUUCCGCACGGGCAGAAUCUGCCCUCAGGACUGUGGGAUUCACGGUUGUUCUCCUCCACUCCAUCCACCAGGGCUUGACUUCAGGUGCAGCAGAAUUCCCCACCCAGCCCAUCAACGAUUUGAGACCCAUCAGCUUUCCUCACCUGGUUUAGCCGGCUGGUAGAAGCCUUUGCUUGAACCCCUGUUGCAUGCUGACAGCUUCUGGAAGCCACAGGAUUUCCUUUCUGCCCACUCUGAAAAAGGUGGUGGAGAAGUCAGAAUUGCACGGGACAGGGCACCUUUCGUUUCAUUAGGAAUAGCCAUUAAAAUGUGUGAAAUGUGGAAUAUGCUUCACUGAAUGAGCACACAUAGUUCACAUCAACGAACACAAAAAGGAAAGAACCCAUUUAAAGGUAUGGAGUGCGGAAAGAGCUUCUCUUUCAAUGCAAAACUUAGAACACACCUGCAGACUCACACAGAGAGAAAACGUUUUAAGUGCAGGGAGUGUGGGAAGAACUUCAGUCAGAGUGGAAACCUUAAAUUGCACAAACGGACUCACACAGGGGAGAAACCAUAUGAAUGUAUGGAGUGUGGAAAGAGAUUCAGUCAGAGUGGACACCUUAGACAACAUCAACGGACUCACACAGGGGAGAAACCGUUUCAAUGUAGGGAGUGUGGAAAGAGCUUUAGGGAUAAUGGAAACCUUAGAAAACAUGAACGGACUCACACCGGGGAGAAACCAUUUAAAUGUAUCGAGUGUGGAAAGAGUUUUAGUAAUAAUGGAAAACUUAGAACACAUGAACGGACUCACACCGGGGAGAAACCAUUUAAAUGUAUUGAGUGUGGAAAGCGCUUUAGUGAAAAUGGAGACCUUAGAACACAUGAACGGACUCACACCGGGGAGAAACCAUUUAAAUGUAUCGAGUGUGGAAAGAGCUUUAGUGAAAAUGGAAAUCUUAGAACACAUGAACGGACUCACACCGGGGAGAAACCAUUUAAAUGUAUCGAGUGUGGAAAGAGCUUCAAUCAGAGUGGAAACCUUAGAAAUCAUCAACGGACUCACACAAGGGAGAAACCAUAUAAGUGUAUCGUGUGUGGAAAGAGCUUUAGUAACAGAGGAUAUCUUAGAACACAUCAACGGAUUCACACAGGGGAGAAACCAUAUCAAUGUAUCGAGUGUGGAAAGAGCUUUAGUCAUAGUGGAAGCCUUAGACUACAUCAACGGACUCACACAGGAGAGAAACCAUAUAAAUGUAUUGAGUGUGGAAAGAGCUUUAGUGAUAAUGGAGACCUUAGAACACAUGAACGGACUCACACAGGGGAGAGACCAUUUAAAUGCAUGGAGUGUGGAAAGGACUUCAGUCAGAAUGGAAACCUUAGGAACCAUCAACGGACUCACACAGGGGAGAAACCAUUUAAAUGUAUCGAGUGUGGAAAGAGCUUUAGUACUAAUGGAAGCCUUAGACAACAUCAAUGGACUCACACAGGGGAUAAACCAUAUAAAUGUAUCGAGUGUGGAAACAGCUUUAGUGAAAAUGGAAACCUUAGGAAACAUCAACGGACUCACACAGGGGAGAGACCAUUUAAAUGCAUGGAGUGUGGAAAGGACUUCAGUCAGAAUGGAAGCCUUAGGAAGCAUCAACGGACUCACACAGGGGAGAAACCAUUUAAAUGCAUGGAGUGUGGAAAGAGCUUCAAUCAGAGUGGAAACCUUAGAAAUCAUCAACGGACUCACACAAGGGAGAAACCAUAUAAGUGUAUCGUGUGUGGAAAGAGCUUUAGUAACAGAGGAUAUCUUAGAACACAUCAACAGAUUCACACAGGGGAGAAACCAUAUCAAUGUAUCGAGUGUGGAAAGAGCUUUAGUCAUAGUGGAAGCCUUAGACUACAUCAACGGACUCACACAGGGGAGAAACCAUAUAAAUGUAUUGAGUGUGGAAAGAUCUUUAGUAACAGAGGAUAUCUUAGAAAACAUCAACGGACUCACACAGGGGAGAAAUCAUUUAAAUGCAUGGAGUGUGGAAAGAGCUUCAAUCAGAGUGGAGACCUUAGAAACCAUCAACGGACUCACACAGGGGAGAAGCCAUUUAAAUGUAUCGAGUGUGGAAAGAGCUUCAGUCAGAAUGGAAAACUUAGAAGACAUCAAUGGACUCACACAGGGGAGAAACCAUUUAAAUGUAUCGAGUGUGGAAAGAGCUUCAGUCAGAAUGGAAAUCUUAGAAAACAUCAGCAGACACACAGGGGAGAAACCAUGUAAAUGCAUGGACUGUUGAAGGAGCUUCAGUCAGAGUGGAACCCUUGAUUUAUGUCAAAAAAACUCACACAAAAGACAAACCAUAUAAAUAUCAGGAAAGUAGAUAGAGGUUCACUCUUAGUGGAAGUUCCAAAUCAACAGACUCAUGGACAUGAAGAAGUUUAAGAGCUGAAACCCUUCAGACCAUCAACAAACUCAGAGAGCAUAAGCAGUUUAAAUGAAAAGACUGCAAAAAAUGCUUUAUUUAUAAUGGAGUAUUUAAGGAACAGGGAUGCGGGUGGCA
This is a messenger RNA of Podarcis muralis (Common wall lizard), 2707 nucleotides long. NCBI's taxonomy places the organism in Eukaryota, Metazoa, Chordata, Lepidosauria, Squamata, Lacertidae. The record is from RefSeq and is a predicted model, not a curated record.